AUGCUCGCCCUAAUCGAUCCCAACACGCUGUCGUCCAACCCCAAGUUCAAUGCCCUCUACAGCGAUCUGUGUAGCAACAAGUUAAAUGCAGAUGGCACGUCGCAGCUUCCCGCGAAGGCCCAGCGCGACCGAGAUGCUGUCGGCCACGACCUCUACAAAGCGCGGGUAGAAGCUGCGAAAAGAGAAAUGGUCAUCCUCCGCCUGCGCGAGCUGUCAUACCGACCUGGCGAGUUGCCGGAAGAGCUACAACGACUCGUUGCUGUCGUGGCUGCUUUUCUUGAUGGCCAGAUAGCAGAGGAGGAUAGAUACUUGUUGCGGGACGAUGUUACGAACUUCCAAGACAAUCUUGAGCAGAUCAACACUGCUUUAACCAAGCAAUUCCGACGGGAUGCUCAAACAUUGGCAUUGAUAUUGGAUGAGGAGGAAGCGCCUCCUGUGCAACAUCUCCCACCCGCCAUCUCAAACAUCAAAGACACCCUUUCGGCCUCUGAAUCCCGCCUCACGGAGUCACGCAUCAAACUGGUGGAAGAAGCGGUGCAGCUGCACACCGUGUACCGGCAGAUCAGCGAACGCAGCAUCAACGUCCUCGAGCAAGUCAUCCACGGCGCGGCGGCGCGCGGAGCGAGGGCCAAGGCCGAUUAUCUGGCGCUGGUCGCGGAAGGCAUGGACAAGAAACUACGCCUUCAGCACGCGCAGCUCGUGUCUCAGCUGCUUUCGCCGGAAGUGUUGGCAGCGUUGAGGCAGAGAGGAGAGUCGAUGCGGGUGGAGAGGCGGAGCGUUCAGCGCAAGACGGCCGAGGUGGAGGAGAAGCUGGAGGCGUAUGGGAAGGUGGCGGGCAUGCAGGGCCUGGCGAGGGAGUAUGCAGACAUUCUACAGGAGACGGAGAAGGUUGAGGCUGAUAUUGCGCGGCUGAAAGUGGCGAGGAAGCUGUAG
Messenger RNA from Neohortaea acidophila, 933 nucleotides. RefSeq lists its product as uncharacterized. Gene Ontology annotation, biological process: spindle assembly. The coding region runs from base 1 to 933 and encodes 310 amino acids. The transcript is spliced from 4 exons. The record is from RefSeq and is a predicted model, not a curated record. Gene Ontology annotation, cellular component: HAUS complex. Lineage: Eukaryota; Fungi; Ascomycota; Dothideomycetes; Mycosphaerellales; Teratosphaeriaceae.